Molecule: messenger RNA, 1467 nt
Organism: Apis mellifera (honey bee)
Lineage: Eukaryota; Metazoa; Arthropoda; Insecta; Hymenoptera; Apidae
Exons: 5
Coding region: 181-1368 (395 amino acids)
Biological process (GO): negative regulation of ATP-dependent activity
Cellular component (GO): mitochondrion
Molecular function (GO): ATPase inhibitor activity
Source: RefSeq, a predicted model, not a curated record
GAAACAUCAUCUAAUCGCGUCGUGAACAGUUGACAGUCGUGCGCAUGUUUUGUCGUGUAGUUAAGUCGAAAUUACUACUAAACUAUUCGUAAAAAUUUUAUCCGUAUCGCACUAAUAUCACCAAGAAAAAAAAAAAAAAUCUCAAUCAAACGAGUAAUUAAAACGAAAAAAGAAUCGAAAAUGUGUUCGAAUUCGACGACCGUGUUACUGAAAAAACGCGAAAGGACACAAAACUGGAUCCCUGAGGAGAAAAACGUCUUAUUCUCGUUAAUCAAGGGACACGUGAAUGCAAUCGAAAACAAAAAAAUCGACGCGGCCGCGUCCGCGAUGAAAAUGUUAGCCUGGCAACAGAUUCACCGUACCUUUCGUGGAAUGUUCUCCACAGACAGGGAUAUCACCAGAAUGAGAGAACAAUGGAGAAGAAUGAAGUCGCAGGCGAGGAUGGAGAUGUAUACUUUUGCGGAAAAGAUGAAAACCUUGGGGCCGGAAGAGGCAGCCAAAUGUCGCCCAUCAGAUCUUUCCAUCGAGGUAUGGAAAUUGAUGGAAAAAACGAGAAAAAACGACGGAGACAAGGAUCGGUCGGACGAAAACGGUCGGAGAAGUCCAGAAAAUUUGACGAGUUUGCAGGCAAUUCUGAACAAGCUGACGGCCACCACGCCGGAAGUGACUACGGUGAACGAAAUUAAAGUUGACGCGGAUAGCGACGAGUACAAUACAGAGGAGGACAGUAGUCAGAGUGAAAUUCUUAAGGAAAAACCAGGUGUCUCGCAAAAAAAACGAUUACGGAUUUCUGAGGAGGAGCCGAUAGAUUUGCCUGAACAAGGAUUCAAUUCUAUGGAUACUAUGAUUUGCGAUGUAGAAGAUGGUGUAUCUACCUCUUACAUGAAGGAAAGGAACAGUAGGUUUAAUAAUGAACAAGAUGAAUCUAUUCAAGGAAGAAUGUGGAUGUUCGAAAUGGCUCAGAGAGAACAUGAGUUGAAGCUAAGAAUGUUAAAUAUUGCUUUAGAAAAGGUAGAAUUGCAGAAACAGACUGCGAUCAACGAGUUGAAAACUUCGGAGAUCAAGAGACAGCUUGUGGAGAAUCAAGCUGCUGAAUAUUAUAGCCAAGUAAGAAUGGUUGGAGAACGUGGAUCAGGAGCAGGUAAAGGAGGUGGUGGUGGUGGCUCUAUUCGUGAAGCUGGAGGAUCUUUUGGAAAAAUGGAAGCCGCUCAUGAAGAUCAGUAUUUCUAUAAUCUGCAAAAACAACAGCUACAAAAACUUAAAGAAGAUCUUCACGAUGAAAUCUCUUUCCAUGAAGAACAAAUUAAACGUCAUCAAGAAGCUAUAAACCGCCAUAAAAAAAGAAUCACAGAAAUGGAUAAGAAAUAAAAUUAUCCAUGUAUUUACUCUUUAAGCGUUUGUUAUUCUUUAUAAUGUAAUGCUCUUGUAAUUAUUAUAUUACUAUUAAUAAUAAUUAGUAAAUGUUUA